Molecule: messenger RNA, 1120 nt
Organism: Entrophospora candida
Lineage: Eukaryota; Fungi; Glomeromycota; Glomeromycetes; Entrophosporales; Entrophosporaceae
Source: the annotation of a GenBank genome assembly
AAGCAUUAGAAAAUAUAUUAGAAAGUUAUACAGUUGAUAUUAAGAAAAGUCAUACAAGAAAUAGUGAUCAUGAUGCUAGAGUGCAAUCUGAAUGUAUUAGAAUUUUAAGAGUUUUAUUGAAUACAGAGCCUGGGUAUGACAAAGUACUUAAAUCUCGGACAUUAAUUAGCAGCAUAGUUUUCUGUAUUAAUACACGAAAUAAUAAACUGAGAUCACAAGUGGCUGAUGUAUUAGCAGCAUUGUGUGUGAUGUCGUUAGAUGGACAUCAUCUGGUAUUAUCGGCCUUUUCAGAUUUCAAGCAAAUAAAUGAUGAAAAGUUUCGAUUUCAAUAUUUGAUUGAAACAUUGAAAGGAACAAAUGAAAUAGAAGAAGAUAGUGUGUCAAUGGAAUAUAAAGCUGCAUGUUUAAGUUUGAUUAAUGCAAUAGUAAACUCACCUGAGGAAGUUGAAGAAAGAAUGUUGUUGAGAGAUGAAUUUUCAAGAAGAGGAUUAAAUGAAGCUUUCAUGAAUAUCAAAAGAUCAGAUCCACCAGAAAACCUUUUAACACAAAUUUAUCUGUAUGAAGAAGAAUAUCAAGAUGAUUUUGAUGAAUUAUAUCUAAAGGUUCAUGAUAUAGUAAGAGAUUCAAAUGAUUCAUAUUCUAUACUACUUGGACUUUUAAAACAAGUUGAAUUUGAUGACUCAUUAUACUUUCGAGUUCUUGAAACUUUAAAAAAUUUACUAAGAAUUAUAUGCAAGGAUUUGGAAAUAAAUUCACAAAAUGAAAUGUGGACGAUUAUUGAAUUAUUCGUUGAUAGAAUUGGUUCAUUGAAAAAUAUUCAAGAUGAAUGGCAAUAUUCUUUUAAUGAGUUUUUAUCUUCGAUUCAAAUUAUUGUUGGAAAAUUCUCUGUUGUUUCUGGUCAUAUAAGUGAUGAACAAAUUGAUAAUAUGAAAAUGAAAUUAAACAGUUUGGAAAAUAAUACUACACUAGAAACUACCAACCAAAACUAUCCACUAAAGAAUCAACAUUUUUCGGAAAGUGAUAAAUUGGCCAUUAUCAAUAAUGAUCAAACAAACCAAUUUAUCAAUUCAUCAGAGCCAACCAUAAGCAACAUUCUUAAAACUAAACAUACAUUAUCAAA